Molecule: messenger RNA, 2864 nt
Organism: Bombyx mori (domestic silkworm)
Lineage: Eukaryota; Metazoa; Arthropoda; Insecta; Lepidoptera; Bombycidae
Product: developmentally-regulated GTP-binding protein 2
Exons: 8
Coding region: 413-1507 (364 amino acids)
Biological process (GO): cytoplasmic translation
Cellular component (GO): cytoplasm
Molecular function (GO): GTPase activity; GTP binding
Source: RefSeq, a predicted model, not a curated record
UUAAUUGACCUGAGACAACAAAGGCUUUUUCUCAAAUAAAAUUUGCCAAAAAAGACAAAAGUAUGUGAAAAUAUAAUUCUAAGUAUAUUUUAAUAUUACGGCGGUUCCAACAAAAUAUUUAAAAAGGGUCACUAAUGAAAAUAGUGCGUUUUUGACAAUUGACAGCACCAUUUUGAAUUUGACAUUUUUGACAAUGAUGCGUCUAACCUAUAUAUCCUAACCUUACCCACUUCUUUGUCGUAGACGAUUCUAAUAAACAUAAUUAUAUUUUGGAUAGGCAUUAAAUAAAAUUUAAGAAUCUGUAUAGUUUUUUAGUAUGAAAUGAUUGAUACUUGUUUUAAUUAAGUAGCCGAAAAACAUUAUCAAUUAAUUGACUGCGUGGUAAAUAGUUGUCAGAUAAACUCGCCGAAUCAUGGGGAUUUUAGAGAAAAUAUCAGAAAUUGAGAAAGAAAUCGCGAGAACACAGAAAAAUAAAGCUACUGAAUAUCACUUGGGUCUCUUAAAAGCCAAAUUAGCAAAAUAUAGAUCACAGUUGCUGGAACCUUCAAAAAAAGGUGGAGACAAAGGUGAAGGUUUCGAUGUGCUAAAGUCUGGUGAUGCUCGAGUUGCUUUGAUAGGCUUUCCUUCUGUGGGUAAGUCGACCCUUUUAUCGACCCUCACUCACACACAUUCAGAAGCAGCAAGUUAUGAAUUCACAACGCUGACAUGUAUACCUGGAGUUAUAGAAUAUCGCGGUGCCAACAUACAAUUGUUAGAUUUGCCUGGAAUUAUUGAAGGUGCUGCUCAGGGCAAAGGUAGAGGAAGACAGGUUAUAGCCGUAGCACGUACUGCAGACUUGGUAUUAAUGAUGCUGGAUGCUACAAAACCAUAUGUGCAUAGACAACUUCUAGAAAAAGAAUUAGAGAGCGUCGGCAUCCGUCUGAAUAAACCUAAACCUAAUAUUUAUUUUAAGGUGAAAAAAGGUGGUGGCUUAUCAUUUAACUCAACUUGUCAACUAACUAAAAUUGAUGAGAAAAUGGUGCAAAUGAUCUUACAUGAAUACAAGAUAUUUAAUGCUGAGGUUCUGUUCCGUGAAGACUGCACACCGGACGAGCUCAUAGAUGUUAUACUCGCGAACAGAGUGUACCUGCCCUGCCUCUACGUCUACAACAAGAUAGAUCAGAUCUCCAUCCAGGAAGUCGACAGGAUAGCGAGACAACCGCAUUCUGUAGUCGUUAGUUGUAAUAUGAAACUGAAUUUGGAUUAUCUGCUAGAGAUACUCUGGGAAUAUCUGUCUCUUAUCAGGGUAUAUACCAAAAAGCCUGGACAGCCCCCAGAUUUUGAUGAUGGACUUAUCCUGAGAAAGGGUGUGACCGUGGAGCACGUCUGCCACUCCAUCCACCGGACCCUGGCCGCCCAGCUGAAAUACGCGCUGGUGUGGGGCACCAGUACCAAGUACUCUCCGCAGCGUGUCGGCAUCAACCACACCGUCAACGAUGAAGAUGUCGUCCAACUUAUCAAGAAAUAACCUCACGCGUGUCGUAUUGUUCACCCACGAUCCUAUUAAUUUCAUGUUGACAACCAUUUUAAACCUUAUAUCGUUCAAUUUUAAUAAGCAACUGCCAUUAAUAAAAACACUGUUGAAAGUAAUGUUAAUUAAAUUAAAAUUAUCAUUAAAUCAGUGCUGUUGUGAAAAAUUUAUUAUAAUACAGUUAAAGGACACUAGAGAUAAUUGAGUAGACUAUUAUCAAAGCCGGCAAUGUGACUUUUGGACAAUUAUUGGUAAAUCAGAAAAACGAAUUAUUGACUUUGUAUUUCAUUGGCAGUCACAAAACUCUUCUGAACGACAUCUUAGAUAAAUAACAGGUUAAGUAUUAACCUUUAUUUAAUGCAGGUUUUGAACCGUAUUCUUUGAAGGAGACGAUUAUAUUCAAAUCAAUCUGUAUUGACAUAUCAAUAACAUUUUUUUGUCCAAAUGCACAGAUUGCCACCUUUGAUAAUAGACUACUCAGUUAUACUUUGAAAUUGCUGCUCGAACUUUACAAAACUUCAGUGACCGCCAUUUCAUUAUUGAUGACGUCAUUUGUGGGGCAUAAUAAACGAGUUAUACACUCUAAUAUAAAACGAUUGGCCACAUCUGAAAACCACGUUUGGUAAAUUAAAUAGCCUAGCGUGAAGAACGAAUGCAAAAUAUUAGAAUUUAUUAGAUUUCAUUCAAGGGCUCAAUUCCCACUUCGGGCUAUUAUAUGAGGAACCAGUUUAGUAUUUGAAACACAUGUAAUUAUGUUAUAGAUCCCUGGUUCCUAUAGUAAAAUGAACCAAGCUAAUUCUUGUAUUCAUACACCUAUUUUUUAGUUUGUCUAUGUUGUAUUUACUACGAAUAUAUUUGAUUAACAUUGAUAUUGAAAAGACCAAGGUAUAAUCACCAAGAGGUAUAGAAAAGUUUUGUCUUAACGAAACAGAAUGCUAAAGAAAAUACUUGGAUGAUUUAACUAUAACAAAACGAAUAAGGAAGUUAAACAUUCAAAUUUAAAAGUAAUAAAAGAUGAUUUUUCAUUAAUAUUUGGUUUUAAGUUUUGAAUGUCCAAUAAAUAAAUAGGCUGAAUUAUAGACAAUAAUAAUACUGAUUCGAUUCGUUGUAAAUGUUAUAGAUACGCGUAAUUUUUUUUAAAUUUGCUGUUCAAUUGAUUUUGUUAAUUAGAAUUUCGCGUCUCGAACGUAAAAGUUAAAUUUCUUGGGACAUUAUUUUUAAAUAGUAAUUUGAACGUUUCCAUUUCCCGUUAGUGCCUGUGCCGAGAGCCAUACAAGUUUGUUUUGGUGUUUGUACAGUUCAUAAUGUAUAUAUUACUCAUUUUUAAGCAUUGAAAUAUAUUGUUUUGAAUGAA